Loa loa (African eye worm) is the source of this 507-nucleotide messenger RNA. RefSeq lists its product as hypothetical. Bases 1 to 507 code for a protein of 168 amino acids. The transcript has 4 exons. The record is from RefSeq and is a predicted model, not a curated record. Lineage: Eukaryota; Metazoa; Nematoda; Chromadorea; Rhabditida; Onchocercidae.
AUGGCUGAUAUGGAAUUGCGUGCUUUCGAAGCACGUCUGGAUACAAUGAUGGAUCAAUUGAGUGAAGAAUCCACCGAACUAAUCAUUGAGCGACCACGGUAUGCUCAUGCGGUUAUGGUAUUUGCUACUGGUGAUGAGCCAGGCGAAUUACUCACUGCUUCCCGAAUAAAGAUGUUGGAUCCGAUAUGUGUUCCUAUCGAAAUGACAAGAGAUGACCAUCAAAAUUUUCAUCAUUAUCCUGAGAAGAAGAAUGUUACUUUAGUAGCGAAAUCAACGAAUGAUUUGAAUAACUAUGAUGGGAGGGAAGAUUUUGAUUUGACUACUGCUGUGGGAAUUUACAACGACGAUGACAUUCAGAAAGCUCUAAGAAAACUGGAAGAAUCUCGAAGUAUGCUUGAUGAACCGAUUAUGCCACCGUCUACCAAUAUACUUCUGUCAAAUGGUUCUGAAUUUGAUUAUGCUAAUUACAGUGGCACAGAAAAAUUCAAAAAUGUCCCAAGUAAUUAG